AUGUCUAGCUGGUGGGGCGGCAGUCGUAAUUAUGCGCAGGAGCGCGAUGCUGAAGGGAGGAUAGGAGCGAACCGCAAACAGACUCAGGAACCGCUCCUCCCCGCUUCUCAAGGAAACAGUCAAGCGACCGAAAACAAUGCUGUCAACGUCCCGUCAACACGCGCAGACAACCGUUCCGUCAUCGACUCGCACUCGACAACCGUUCCCUCGCCAAACGCACUAAGGGAUCGAGGAGUCAUGAGCUACAAUAUGUUCAACUUCGUCGACGCGUCAAUCCUGAGUAAAUUGGAGCUCCCUUCAUUCUCAGGCAACUUACUGGAGUAUCCAGAAUUUUGGGCACGGUUCAGCAUCUUGGCGCAUGACAAAGCGCAACUAGACAACUCGACGAAAUUUUCGCUCUUGAAAUCAUGCUUACAUGGGGAGGCUCAUCAAUCAAUUAAGGGUUUAGCCGUCACAGCAGCCAACUAUUCAAUCGCCGUAGAUAUCUUACGAACUCAUUACGACGAUACUACUACCACUCGUCACAUCAUGUACACCCAAUUGGCCAACCUUCCAGCAUGCCAUGAUGUGAGAAAUUUACAGUCAUUUUAUGCGCAAAUGUAUGCACUCGUUCGUCAAUACGCUACGUAUUACGAUGAUGGCACAGAAUUCGCAUUUGGAGCUAUCCUAUUAAAGAAACUACCGAGAUGUGUCAGAAGCCACGCUUCCUCGUACUUGAGCAACUCCACUGGAGCGAUAGCUACGAAUCCAGCAAACUAUGAUAAACUUACAGAACUUGUUGCACGAUUCUGGGACUUGGAAUCAGCAGGAAUAAUGGAGAACCCCGGACAAAGUGAUGAUGAAGAAUAUCUGAAACUCUUUCGCGACAACUACUCAAUGACAUAUGCGCGACUAAAAAACAGCAUCCCAUCGAUGUCCCGAAAUGCAUCAUACAUGGAAAAGUACAACGCAGUCUUCAAGGAACAACUUGAAGAAGGAUUCACCGAAGAAGUACCCGAUGCUGAAAUAACUGAUCCAUCACAUUACCUGUCACACCAUGAAGAGCUUAAAAAAGAGAGCGAUGACAUAAGAGUAAGUAGGCAUCUUGCUCCGAACUCGAUUUCCGAAGAUAUUGAUCAACAGCGACGUCGAGAAAACAUUUUUAAUGGUUGGUCUUCAUACGGAAUCCCGAAAUUACACUCGAUUCUUAUGGCUCAAGGACUACACAAAACCAGUUCAUCCCAACAAUAUCGUAACCUACAGGUUCAAACGUGUUCUGUUCGGACUUAUCUGUUAGUUAAUGGACGUUACUACUCAACACAGUAG
Messenger RNA from Necator americanus (New World hookworm), 1305 nucleotides. RefSeq lists its product as uncharacterized. The record is from RefSeq and is a predicted model, not a curated record. NCBI's taxonomy places the organism in Eukaryota, Metazoa, Nematoda, Chromadorea, Rhabditida, Ancylostomatidae. The transcript is spliced from 5 exons. The coding region runs from base 1 to 1305 and encodes 434 amino acids.